GCAGCCUCCAGGCUGGUGGGGCAGUGGUGGUCCAGGGCAGGAUGCUGGGGCACAGCCCUGGGCUGUGGCAGAGGGUGGCUCGGCUGGUCCUGUGCCCUGCCAGAGCUGCUGGCAGCAAAGCAAAGAACGCCCAGGACACGGCUUUGCAGACAGCUGAUCCAGGUAAAGAAGUUUUCAGGAAUGAGAGAAGGCCUACAAAUUUUGAUAAAAAGGUGCUAGUAUGGUCAGGACGUUUUAAAAAGGAGGAGGACAUUCCCAGGCACAUAUCGUCUGAUGUCCUCAACACUGCAAGGAACAUUGUCAGGAUAAAGGUUUGCUACAUCAUGAUUGCACUGUCUGUGCUGGGCUGUGUGACCAUGGUCAUCACAGGCAAAGAAGCUGUGAAGAAGGAUCAGACACUGCUGAGGGUGAAUGCAGAAAAGAAGGCCAAGUGGAGGGCUGAAGUGAGGAAAGGUCAGGAGGCAGCUGUUGGGAAGUCACAAUGAUUUGGAACAGAUUUAUUUUAACAGAAGGAGAUAAAUGAUUUGCACAUGUGGCGUAUGGACCUGUCUUUGUAUAACUGUUAAGAGCUUUUUCACUGAAACUUUCAGAGCAAAGAUUUCACUGCUUAAAAACUGCUCCAUGCAAACUGGGAACCCUCUAUGAAAACUCCAACUGCUUUCUCUGGCUUUUGGUCUUUGGCAUCAGGCCCAGCUCAGAAACAAAUUCUCUUUAAAACUGGAAAGUGUGGAAAGGACAAAUGCAGGACUCCCCAGCUCAUGGUGCUGCUGGUGCUCAGGUCUCCUCACAGUCAGGAAGGACAUGGCCCUACAUCAGAGAGCAUCACGUUCUGUGCAAUGCCUCCAGGGCAAACAGCCUUGGCAAAAGUGACCCAGAGCAGGGGGAAAAGCAGUCUGAAAUAUGUUUUGCAAUUACAAAGAUGUCAAUUAUCUCUCUGUCUGAGCCUUCUGCCAUCACUAACCCCUCUCCCUUCCACCAGCACCUUGUGGGAUGCUGUGGCCAGCAGACAGGGGGGACAUGAGCAUGAAGAGGGUCUGGGAAGAUAGAAGAGUGUGAGCAGACCCUGAUGGUUGAUUUGGGCCAAAAGGGGCUUUGGGCCAGAGCAGAUGGUGGGGGUGUGGUUCCUGUGGGGCAGCUCAGGGAAUCCAUGCCUGAGCCUGGAGACAUCUCUUGUCCUAUAGCACCUCACUGGUUUUUCCCUUUCAUCUUCUACUUUCACUCAUUGUCAUGAAAGUUGUCUAGCACUUGCUUAGCUGUGAUUUUAGUCCAGAAUAAUUGUUAA
This is a messenger RNA of Oenanthe melanoleuca, 1282 nucleotides long. Its product is annotated as protein FAM162B-like. The transcript has 4 exons. The record is from RefSeq and is a predicted model, not a curated record. Gene Ontology annotation, cellular component: mitochondrion. Gene Ontology annotation, biological process: cellular response to hypoxia; positive regulation of release of cytochrome c from mitochondria; neuron apoptotic process. The coding region runs from base 42 to 485 and encodes 147 amino acids. NCBI's taxonomy places the organism in Eukaryota, Metazoa, Chordata, Aves, Passeriformes, Muscicapidae.